Molecule: messenger RNA, 1629 nt
Organism: Miscanthus lutarioriparius
Lineage: Eukaryota; Viridiplantae; Streptophyta; Magnoliopsida; Poales; Poaceae
Source: the annotation of a GenBank genome assembly
AUGGAGCAAGCGUCGCACUACCUCUGCCUCUUCCUGGCUCUGCUCCUACCCCUCCUGCUCCUCAGGCUACUCAGGAAGCGCGACGGCAACGCCGGCGGCGUCCGGCUGCCGCCGGGCCCAUGGAAGCUGCCGGUGAUCGGCAGUCUACACCACAUCGGGGGCAAACCGCACGUGCACCGCGCGUUCGCCGACCUUGCGCGGCGCCUCGACGCACCUCUUAUGCACCUCAGGCUCGGCGAGGUCCCCGUCGUGGUGGCCACGUCCAGGGACGCCGCGCGCGAGGUCCUGCGGACGAACGACGUCGCGUUCGCCACGCGGCCGUCGAGCCCCACCGCAAAGAUCAUGAUGGAGGACGGGGUGGGCCUGGCGUUCGCGCCCUACGGCGAUCUGUGGCGCCGGCUCCGGAAGAUGAGCAUCAUGGAGCUCCUCAGCGCCCGCCGCGUCCAGUCGUUCCGCCACGUUCGGGAGGACGAGGUGGCGCGCAUCGUCGCCGCGGUCACCGCCACCCCACCGGGCGAGCCCAUCAACGUCAGCCACCGGAUCGCCGUGAUGGUCGCAGAUUCGGCGGUGCGUGCCAUGAUCGGGGACAGGUUCAGCAGGCGGGACGAGUUCUUGGUGUCGCUCGAGGAGGGGCUCAAGCUCCUCCCCGGGUUCAACCUAGGCGAUCUAUUCCCAUCGUCGCCGUUUGUGAGCUUCCUCAGCGGCACGGCAGGGCGGGCGCACGCAAACCACCGGAAGAACUCUGAGCUCAUGGGGUGCGCCACCAAGGAGCACGAGGAAAGUACAGCCGCAGCGGUGGCGAACGGCGGUGCGCAGGAGGAAGAGGACCUGGUGGACGUGCUCUUGAGGAUACAAAAGGAAGGUGGCCUCGACAUGCCUCUCACAAUGGGAAUGAUCAAAGCCGUUAUCCUUGUAAGCGCAUACAUAGAACAAGUAUUUAGUUACCAUAUUUGUUUGUAUAUGUUUGCAUUGUGUUUAUCAUGCAUGUUUCUUGAAAUUCUGCAUAUAUACGACUUGUUCAUCCCUGGAAGUGAGACAUCAGCAACUACACUGGAAUGGGCCAUGUCGGAGCUUAUGAGGUGCCCGGAUGUGAUGAAGAAAGCGCAAGCCGAGCUACGUGACAACCUCAAUGGUAAGCCGAAAGUGACCGAAGAUGACUUGGUACAGAUGAAAUACUUGAAGCUCAUCAUCAAGGAAACAUUGAGGCUGUAUCCGGCGGCACCAUUGCUUCUCCCAAGGGAGGCUAGGGAGUCAUGCAAGAUCCUUGGGUACGAUGUGCCAAAGGGCACCACUGUGUUGGUGAACGCGUGGGCGAUUGGUAGGGAUCCCAAGUAUUGGAAUGAUGCUGAAGACUUUAAGCCAGAGAGAUUUGAGUGUAGCACAAUCGACUUCAAGGGCAUGGACUUUGAGUACAUACCAUUUGGUGCUGGUAGAAGAAUAUGCCCGGGAAUGGUGUUUGCAGAGUCAAAUAUAGAACUCGCACUAGCAGGCCUGCUCCACCACUUUGACUGGAAGCUCGAAGAGGGGCUGAAGCCAAGUGAGCUGGACAUGACUGAGGGCAUAGGCCUCACUGUUGGAAAGAAGAACGACUUGCUUCUGCAUCCCAUGGUUCGCGUGCCCCACCAAUAA